UUUAAAAACAAAAGCAAGCAAGAUGGAGAAAAUUUAAUUCUUCUUCAUAAAAAAUGUAUGUCAUGUGUAUGAAAUGAUUGCAAGGCAAGUUAAAGCAACAAUUGUGAUACUCAGCAUUUCUCUAAUGACAAAAAAACGCAGCUGCCGAUAAAUGUGCGCUUACGGUAGCUUCAAAACACAAAACAGAUAAACGUCUAUACGUAUAUACGUUUGGCAUUUAAACAAAAUAUGCAGCAUAAUAAUAACGCAAGCCUUUCUUAAUAAUAACGCGCUUAUGUGUGUGUGUGUGCAUAAAACAAUUUACAAAAAUUUUUUCAAAAAAAAGAAACGUUGAUUAAAAAGUUGUUUUCAAGGGAUGCAUCUUUCUUUCUAACUCGCUAGAGGCUUGGAGUGGUAAGCCCUUCCUAAAAUUCAUUGUUCUCUGUUUUAACAGGUGCAUUUAUUAUUUAUGUUAAACUAACUGUGUAGGCGCAAAGAAAAUUGCCACAAAAACUAUAGUUUUAAGGUGUCAUCCUUAGAAAGAAAGAUUAACGUGAAUAAAACAUCCCCUAAAGGAAAACAAGAAAAAAACAAAACAUUAUGCAUGGCUGACUGACUGACUGCCUGUUAAAACCCUUUUCGGAGUUACUGAACAAAAGCAUAAACAAUACCAAUAAAAUAUUAAUGGUUUGAUGUAUAAGCAUAACUCUGUUAACUGAACCAUAUAAAUGAUUUUUGAAUAGUAUAUAAAAUACAUAGGAGAAUCAACAGUAAGAACGUGUUGUUAUUACAAGCUACUGCAUAAGCAAAUAUUAAUUUAAAUAAUAGCAGAUUCCUUCCUCUCUUGCCAUAUACAAAACGAUACAACGAAUUUUACAAUAACAACAUUUAACGAUAAUGGAUACUGUGGCUAUCAAAACCUCCCCGCCUCAUGCACCUCUAUCGUCAUCGCUGCAAAAGCAUUUAAAACAUAAUAAUUCAAGCAGCAUCACUAGCAGUUGUGCUACUAGCAGCAGCAGCAGCAGUAGUAAUAGUAAUAAUGCUAGCACUAAUAAUAGUGCUAGUGUUGGUAAUAAUGCCACUUCAAACAGCACUUCAUCAAAUGAUUUGUUGUAUACAAAAUCGAGUAUUGGUGCAUUUUUUCAAACUUGCAAGGUUUUGUGGCAUUUAGAUGCUUUUCGUCGUUCAUUUCGUGCUUUAAAUCAACAUGUUUGCAGUGGACCAGAUUGUAUAUUUUGCGCUUUAAAGGAACUUUUCCAGCAAUUGCAAACCAGUUCAGAGCCAGCCUUAUGUCCCGAACCUCUGCGACGUGCUUUAGCCAGUGGCCCGCUAGCCGGUCGUCGCUUUCCAUUGGGUUGCUUGGGUGACGCGGCCGAAUGUUUUGAGCUAUUACUACAUCGCGUACAUUCUCAUAUCUCGGCUGAUGAUGUUGAUGCCUGCGAAUCGCAAGCUUGCAUUGCUCAUCGUCGCUUCGCAAUGCGUGUCAUUGAGCAGAGCGUAUGCAAGUGUGGCGCCAAUUCUGAACAGCUGCCGUUCACUCAGAUGGUUCACUAUGUUUCCGCCUCUGCACUAACUUCGCAGAAUAAUUUGGCUUUGCAAAAUCAUCAACAAUUAACUUUUGGUCAAUUAUUGCGAACAGCCGGUAAUAUGGGAGAUAUUCGAGAUUGUCCGAAUUCGUGUGGUGCUAAAAUCGGCAUUUGCCGUGCUUUACUCAAUCGUCCCGAUGUCGUAUCAAUUGGCAUCGUUUGGGACUCAGAACGGCCUGCUGCUGAUCAAGUGCAUGCUGUUUUGAAGGCUAUUGGCACUUCGUUGCGCUUGUCCGAUGUCUUUCAUCAAGUUGCGGAACAACAUUGGGCUCAAAAUGUUCAACAUGAACUUGUGGGCAUUGUUUCAUAUUAUGGCAAACACUAUACCACAUUUUUCUUUCAUACCAAACUUAAAGUUUGGGUGUACUUCGACGAUGCCAAUGUGAAAGAAGUCGGUCCGCAUUGGGAAGGUGUUGUUGAUAAAUGCAGUCGCGGGCGUUAUCAACCAUUAUUAUUGCUCUACGCUAUACCACAGCCAAAUGGGGGCCAAACGCAAUCCGUUGCACAAAUGUCAUCGUCUCAAUAUUUGCAAGAAAUCGCCAGCAAUUCACAGUCGACCGUUGUACGCCGAGCCAUUACUCCCAGCCCUGAGAAGCCUCAAUUGGGCAACACUAGACGUGCCAUUACACCCACACCUCUCCGGAUGCCCAACGAUUAUCAGAACCUUAGUGUUAUUCAAGAUAACAUAUUUCCCGCCUCUCCGAACUCGGUAAACAAUCCCCAAAUGAAACAAAUAGGCACUGACGAAACUGAUGCCUACAUAUGUCGAAAAACAGUGGAACAUGUUCUAAGUGCUCAAUAUCAAAAUUUAAACAUCAUACAGGAUAAAAUUUUUAGUGUUGAAGAUAAAGAUAUAACUAAUGUUACAAUGAAUGGCUACCAACAGCGUAAAAACCUGGAAAAUGUUUUAAAUGCGCAGUUAGCUCGUAAACAUCACCAGCAUUUGCAGUUGCAACGAUCUCAUAGUGCUGAGUCGGGCCAUAUUUCAGGUUCAUCAGCUUCUUCAACAACUUCAUCAACAAAUAGCUCAUCACCACCUAGUGAUGGCUUGACUAUACCUGAACAUUUGAAUCAGCCACGACGCCGUGAUUCCGGCAAUUGGUCGGGUGACCGUAAUUCGGCUAGUUCAGCAUCCUCUACUACUUUGGAUAAUCCCUACUUAUACAUGGUUGGCAAACGUUCCGCAUCCGCUGUCCCUCAAAGCCCAACACGGAAUGGCUUACCAUAUGAUCCAGGCUAUGAUUCUUUCUCUUUGAGCUCCACCGAUUCCUAUCCUCCUAAGCAUCCCUUAAAUCCCCAAUUGGCUAAAAUACCGGAAGCUGCACCUUCAGUUGUAUUAACAGGAGACUGUGAAAAAUUAUGCCAAGAAGCUGAUCAACUCCUUGAAAAGUCUAGAAUCCUUGAAGAAUCUCACGAUCUUGAGACGGCGUUGGUCUUAUGUAAUGCGGCAGCAGGAAGAGCUCGAGCUGCAAUGGAUGCUCCUUACAGUAAUCCUCAUACUAUGACAUUUGCUCGGAUGAAACAUAAUACCUGUGUAAUGCGAGCUCGCUCAUUGCAUCGACGUAUUCUCAUUGAAAAGGGAGCAGAAAUGGAUGCCACGCCUGAGAUGAAACAUAUGCGUGAAGGCAGCAACAGCAGCGUUGUCAAACAUGUACGCCAGAAUAGUAAAGAUAAGACAUUGGAUAAAUCAUCGAAUAAUGCUGUAAGUUCCAGCAUAUGCAACAGCCACAUUAACAACAUCAUUAAUAACAGUAACACAAGCAACAACAGCAAUAAUAAUAAAAGUAUAGAAAUUUAUGCGACCUUACCGAAAAAGAAGAGCCCCUUGAAGGCCUUGGCUACAGCGGCCGCUGAGGCCGAUGUCAUUGAACUAGAAACACCUUCAAAACCGGAACGUGAAAGUCGUUCUCUCUUCGGUCGCAAUAGCGGUAAACAAGAGAAAGACAAGCGCAGUCGCAGUGAAGAUCGUAAUAAAAUUAAUCGUGAGUUUUCUUUAACCGAAACUCUUCUGGUCAAUGCUAAGGACACUCUAAAAAAGCAUAAAGAGGACAAAGAAGAGAAAAAGGAAAAAGAGGGAAAGAACGGUAAAAAACAGCACAAGAUUAGACGAAAGUUGCUGAUGGGUGGUUUGAUAAGACGCAAAAACCGUUCAAUGCCCGAUCUUACGGAAACUGGAGAUGAAACAAACAAUGCGAAUCAACAGAAUUCGCCCCCUGCUCCCAUUACAACAUCAGUGGAUGACAGUGUGGUAGGAAUGCCUGGUAAGAACCCUCUUAGUGGUUAUAUUUCGGAAGGGCAUUUCGAUUAUAAAGACAAUCAAACAACAAAUGGAGUUAACGCCAAUCCUAACUUAGAGCGAAGUAAAUUGAUGCGCAAAAGUUUCCAUGGCAGUGGUCGACAAUUGACGGUAGUAACUAAGGUGGCUCCCCCACCACCACCCAUGCGUACUAGUUCUAGCUUAAAUAAUCAGCAGUUGCAACAAUUAGCUUUGCAACAACAGCAAGACAUUAACCUAAUGCGGCAUUACCACCACGAGGCCAAUCUCUCCAACAUAUCGGCUAUGAGCUCAAAUACCUCCAUCAGUGAAGACUCAUGCCAGACUAUUAUAACUACUUGUGCACAAGUUCAUUCGGAACAAAGCCCUCUAAAGGAGAAUAUGUUUCAGACAGCUGCGUCUCAUUUUCAACAACAGCAAAAGCAAUUCAUAAAUGACUCCAAUUCGGUUGAUGUUGUAGAUGGGCAUAUAAGGCAAGAUUCUCAUGAUUUCCCACCCCCACCUCCGCCUUUAGAAUUACCGCCAUACCCUAGCCCACCUCAAUCGGUAAGUCAUUCUAGGCAAGCGAGCGAAGAUUUUCCACCACCGCCACCCGAAAUUGACUUAGAGCCUCUCAAUCAACAAAUCAAUCAGAUACAAGCCUUAGAGGCGGCUAACAAGCAACAACAAAAAUCCAUGGAUAAUAUGGAAGGCACAACAAGUAUUUUAGCUCAACUACAGCAGAGACAACAUUUGAUGAAAAUGCGCAAAGAGCAUUCGGCGACACCCACGGUUACGCAAGCGUCUAACACAGAGGUUUCAUGGUUAAGAGAAUUGCAAAAUAAACAAAUGCAACGUCAACAACAAGAACAUCAUCUUCAGCAGCAGCGUUUUGAAUGCCAACAAUCUCCAGGGCCUAUAAGGACAUUUGGUUCCCAAGAGUUGCUCAAUAGUAAACUAACAGGUAUACGCACGCCAAUCAAUGGUCUUUCAUCAAAAUGUGACAACGACGAAGUAGAUUGCUUGCCUCAAAGGCCGCCACCACCUACUUUGCAACAACGUCAAAAUUUGGUUCACUCAUCAAAUGCGACAAUAAACGGAAUUUUGCCUAAGCCUAAAUACGACGUGACGCAAAACCAAAUAGCUGAGGAAAUCAGAGAAGUUGAAAUGCUCAACAACAUAAUGCAGCAAACUCUAAACAAUUCCAGCAACAAUAACGUAGCACCUACUACCGCCAACGGUAAUACCGUUAACAAACGCAUAAAAAAGAAAAGUGUUUCCUUUUGUGACCAAGUUAUUCUAGUGGCCACUGCGGACAACGAAGAAGAUGACGACUUCAUACCGAACCCUAUAUUGGAGCGAGUUCUGCGCACAGCUCAGAAUCCCAACGAGAAACUAACUUCGCAGAUGAUACAACAGCAGCAACAAAACAUCAUGCGACUACAAGCGGAAGCGCCACAACGUAUGACAAUACAACAACAGCAACAGCAGCAACAGCAGCAACAGCAGCAACAACAGCAACAGCAGCAACAACAUCAAAUAGCAGCAAUAAUGCAACAGUCGCCUAUGCUGGGUAACGACCGGCGAACACCCUUAACAGUACAACAAGAUAUGCAGCGAUAUGUACAAUUGCAAAGACCACAGAUAGAAGCCUUACGACAGCAACAGCAGCAGCAACAUUUGCAAAAACCAAUAGUACAACAGCAGCUUCAAGCGGGUCAAGUUUAUACACCUAUACAAGAUAUUUACCGCCUACAGCAGCAACAACAAAGCCACCAGCAACAGCAACUAACUGCAAGUGGUCAAAUAUCGUCAAUGGGUGAUUCUGCACAAAUCAAUCAACAUCAUUUGGCUCGCACGAGUAUGAACGGUAUCGCUAAUGUUGCCACGACGCAACAUUUGCAGAUGCUAACAGCACAUACGCAACAACAGCACCAACAACAACAACAUAACUUUGCUAUGCAACGAAUGCAACAGCAACAGCAACAACAACAACACCAGCAACAACAACAACCAAACCUUCAUAGUACUAACUACUAUCCGAUUGUAUCUAAUCUAGAUCAUCAUCAACCCGCUCCACAAACCAUGCAAUCCCACAUACCUUCACCGUAUCAAAGAGUCCCGUUGCCACAUGGUUAUUCUAAUAACGGCGAUGGUUGCUACUCGCAGAGGCCAUCAACGCAACCCAUCAACAAUCCAAACAUUGGCUCACCUUAUAUGCCCCUACCCGCCUACCCUCAGCAGCAUAGCAAACCGAAAAAGGUUAGCUUUGAACCAGGUACAAAAGGAGAAUCAAAGGAAACGCCUACGACGACACUACCACCCAAACCACUGUUACAUAUGCAACAUGGUCUCCCAUUGCCUGCACAACUUCAACAGCAGCAACACCAACAACAACACCAACAACAACAGCAACAGGCACCACCACCCCUUCCUUUACCACCAGCACAGGUAACCCCUAUUUCAGCCGGUACCCUCAAUAACACCGAUGGUCAAAGUAACGGUCCAGUGAAUGUGACACCGAUCCCUACACGAAUUUACAAUAACGCCAUCGUAAAGGCAUCUGCUAAAGCUGCAGAAUGUGGUUUGUGUCGCAAAAGGCACAUUAUUGCACCCGCCGUUUAUUGCAAUAAUUGUGAAUACUAUUUAAAAAUGUUAAAUAGCAGACGAUGAAAAUGAAGAGGACGGACACGAAGAAAGAACAAGGAAACAGAAAAUACAAUUCAAGCAUUUCUUUUUAUAUUUACAUUUGUAUUAAUCUUAGUACGUUAGUCGUAGCAAAAGGAAUCUCAUGUGAUGCUAGUAUCAUCCCGUAUAUGUACAUAACUACGGAUGAACAUCGCCUAUGAUGUACUUAUGCAUAUACAUCUGAAAGAGGUAAGUAUAAGAAAUUUUUAAAGCAGAAGAGCUAACUUCAAGACAUUUCUUUAAGAUAUAAUAAGUUAUACGUUUUAUAUACACAUUUUUUUAAUGCUGAUCUAUUUAUUAAAGCCUGCGAUGCAUGUUGCCGAUCUUUUGAAAAUCUUUCUGCCUUUAAAAUUUUUCAUGCAUAUAUUUAAUAUUAAUUUUAGAUUAC
Molecule: messenger RNA, 6895 nt
Organism: Glossina fuscipes
Lineage: Eukaryota; Metazoa; Arthropoda; Insecta; Diptera; Glossinidae
Gene: ec
Exons: 6
Coding region: 877-6492 (1871 amino acids)
Biological process (GO): protein deubiquitination
Molecular function (GO): cysteine-type deubiquitinase activity
Source: RefSeq, a predicted model, not a curated record